AUGGGUAAUAUUGUAACACCAGACCAAGGUUUACUACCAUUACCAUCUUAUAGUGGUGUAAUAACUCCUUAUCCAUGGUGGCUUAAUGCAGCAUUAGCUAUUUGGGCUCUAUUAGCUUUACUCUGUUGUUGGUGUUUAUUACUUCUAUAUCUUUUACGAUACUGUUGUAAAUGGUGGCGUCACCGACAAUAUGCAGCUGAUCGUGCAUCAUUACGUGAACGAUUUUUUGGUGGAGGUGGUGCUAAAGGUCGAAAUGAUAUAUAUGCUACACAGGAACAUUUUGCUACAGCACCACUACCACCUGUUCCUCCGUAUGCAGUUAGUAAUGGAAAUGAUGUUACUUUUCGAGAUAUGUACGAAGGUUCAAUGCCUUAUGUAACAGCAGGUCGUGCAAUGGAAUCCGAUUCAGUAGCUUAUUCUGAUGGAGGUGUCGUAGAAAAUGUUGAAACAAAUGUUCAUCGUAAAAUUACGAAGAAUUAUUAUAUUAAUGAAGAAAAAAAUUAUUUUAUACAAAAUGAACCAAAAGUUGAAAUAGAAGAAUCUUCACAUAAUCAAGAAGUACAACGACUUCCAGGACCAACUGUAACAACAAUUAAUAUGGCAGCUGAACGAAUUACUGAUAAUCCAAAUUGGGAAAAUGCAAAUGCGAAAGAAGUUUUUAAUGAACAACAACCUAAAAAAGCUUCGGCAGAAAUUGUAUCUCAUGAUUCAUCAGUAACUAAACAAGAAGUUAAAUAUGAAAGUCCACCUGAUAUUUACACACAUCGAGCUGAAACUCCUGUUGUUCAAAAUCGAUCAUUAGCAGCACAAGAAUCUGUACUAUCAGAAGAUGGUUCAAUAACAAGUGAAAUGAGUGGACAUGAUUCAGAAUCAAUUUAUGAAACAAUACGUGUAUUUACACCAAAAAAACAAAGUUUAGCACCAUUAGAAGAUGAAGACGAAGAUGAAGAUGAAUAUAAAACAGCUGGUAUUGAUGAAGUUGAAUUUGAAGUAAAAGAUCUUGUUCGUUUACAAAGAGCACAUGCACGAAAUGGUGGUGAUUCAUAUGAUGAUAUUUUAACAUCACAUGAUAUAUCUCAUCAUGAUUUAAAACCUCAGCAUUCAUCAUCAAUAUCUUCUUCAUCAACAUUAAAUAAUUUAGUAGCAAGAGAUUCUCAACCAGAACAAAUAAAUAUUGGUUCCGGUGAAGAAGAAACUGUUACACAAACAGUUCAAACUCAACAAAUUCAAACAACAUUUCGUCAAAUAGGACAACAUCUUGGUGAGAGUGCGUUCUUUGUUCCACUUUCAUCAGCAAUUACAUACAAUGAAGGCGGACAACAACAUGAUGAGAGCAAAAUUGCCGUUCCAAUUUCAACAACAACAACAACUGUUGAAUAUGACGAACAUCCAGCAUUACAACAUUUCUAA
Molecule: messenger RNA, 1410 nt
Organism: Adineta steineri
Lineage: Eukaryota; Metazoa; Rotifera; Eurotatoria; Adinetida; Adinetidae
Source: the annotation of a GenBank genome assembly